Molecule: messenger RNA, 1008 nt
Organism: Chrysoperla carnea
Lineage: Eukaryota; Metazoa; Arthropoda; Insecta; Neuroptera; Chrysopidae
Product: serine proteinase stubble
Exons: 6
Coding region: 16-1008 (330 amino acids)
Biological process (GO): proteolysis
Molecular function (GO): serine-type endopeptidase activity
Source: RefSeq, a predicted model, not a curated record
GAUCCAUUAAUUUCAAUGUUAGGUCGAAUGAUACCACAAACAUGUCGAUACCGAGGCGAACGAUUCGAAUGUGGAUUAAGUAUAAGUUGUGUAUUAGGCGGUGGUCGACCAUUAGAUUUGUGUUCUGGCGGAAUGAUUUGGGCAUGUUGUGUAGAUCGUGAUACAUCAUCGAGUUCUAGCCAUCAUCGUCCCGAAGCAACUAUUUUACCUAACGCUAGUUGUGGAGAAUUAUAUACCAGAAGUAAUCGAAUUGUGGGUGGCCACAGUACUGGUUGGGGCUCACAUCCAUGGCAAGCAGCUUUAAUAAAAACAGGUUUUCUUAGCAGAAAACUUUCAUGUGGCGGUGCCUUAUUGAAUGACCGAUGGGUGGUAACGGCUGCUCAUUGUGUUGCAACCACAGCAAAUAGUGCAAUGCGUGUACGUUUGGGCGAGUGGAAUGUUCGUAGUUCGGGCAACGAUAAUUCAGCAAGUUCUUUGGAUACAGAACGUGCACCUCACGAAGAGUACGGUAUAGAGCGAAAAGAAGUACAUCCAGAAUAUUCACCCACCGAUUUUCGUAACGAUUUAGCGCUAGUACGAUUAGAUCGUCCAGUACGAUUUAAGCAACAUAUAGUGCCAGUUUGUUUACCAGCACCUCAGCUUAAAUUGUCAGGAAAAAUGGCAACUGUAGCUGGAUGGGGUCGAACACGACACGGACAAUCAACAGUACCGUCAGUGUUGCAGGAAGUUGAUGUAGAAGUGAUACCAAAUGAACGUUGUCAACGAUGGUUUCGUGCUGCUGGGCGACGUGAAACCAUUCAUGAUGUAUUCUUAUGUGCAGGAUAUAAAGAGGGCGGUCGUGAUUCGUGCCAAGGUGAUUCUGGUGGACCAUUAACAAUGUCAGUUGAUGGUAGACGUACAUUAAUUGGGCUUGUAUCAUGGGGCAUUGGAUGUGGACGAGAACAUUUACCAGGUGUAUAUACAAAUAUUCAAAAGUUUUUACCAUGGAUUGAUACAGUUGUGGGUUAA